Molecule: messenger RNA, 2829 nt
Organism: Candoia aspera
Lineage: Eukaryota; Metazoa; Chordata; Lepidosauria; Squamata; Candoiidae
Gene: BMAL2
Product: basic helix-loop-helix ARNT like 2
Exons: 16
Coding region: 90-1823 (577 amino acids)
Biological process (GO): regulation of transcription by RNA polymerase II
Cellular component (GO): cytoplasm; aryl hydrocarbon receptor complex; transcription regulator complex
Molecular function (GO): DNA-binding transcription factor activity, RNA polymerase II-specific; protein dimerization activity; RNA polymerase II cis-regulatory region sequence-specific DNA binding
Source: RefSeq, a predicted model, not a curated record
GUCUCCUUCAGCUUGGAUGCUAUUUUCUAUUUACAGAUAAUCUUCAGGUGGAAGAAAAUCGGGGUGUUGUUUCUGCGAUCUCAAGCAUUAUGUCUCCCGUAGCUCCUUCAAUAAAUACAUAUGCGGUGGAGUUUCCUAGAAAACGAAAAGGGAGCGAUUCUGAUAAUCAAUAUGCCGGUGACACUGAGGCUGAUGAUCUCCAGAGCAGGAGUGAAGAUGAAGAACAUGUAAAAAUUAAGUAUUUCAGGGAGGCCCACAGCCAAACAGAGAAAAGAAGGAGAGACAAGAUGAAUAACCUGAUAGAAGAAUUAUCCACGAUGAUACCGCAGUGCAGUCCAGUGGCACGUAAGCUGGAUAAGCUUACCGUACUAAGGAUGGCUGUGCAGCAUUUAAAGUCAUUGAGAGGUUCUACUAGUUCUUACUCAGAAGUUCAAUACAAACCUUCAUUUUUACAAGAUGAUGAACUUCAACAUCUAAUCCUUAAGGCUGCAGAUGGUUUCCUUUUUGUGGUUGGAUGUGACAGAGGAAAAAUCCUGUUUGUUUCAGAAUCUGUUUCCAAGAUACUUAAUUAUGACCCAACGAAUUUGACUGGGCAAAGUCUUUUUGACUAUCUUCACCCAAAGGAUGUUGCCAAAGUGAAAGAGCAAUUGUCAUCUUCAGAUGCUUCACCAAGAGAAAAACUGAUAGAUACCAAAACUGGUUUGCAAGUUCACAUGGAUUUUCAAGCGGGAUCUUCUCAUCUGCAUUCUGGUGCUCGGCGUUCAUUUUUUUGCCGCAUAAAGUGUACAAAAACCACAGUCAAAGAAGAGAAGGAGUCCUUGCCAAACUCAAAAAAGAAAGAUCAUAAAAAGUACUGUACCGUUCAUUGCACUGGUUAUCUGAAGAGUUGGCCCACAAAUGAGGUGGGAGUUGAAGAAGAGAAUGAUGCGGAAAAAGAGAGUGGUAACUUUAAUUGUCUUGUUGCAAUUGGGCGAUUACACCCUUACACCAUUCCACAAAAAAGCAUUGAGAUUAAAGUCAAGCCAACGGAAUUUGUAACCCGCUUUGCCAUGGAUGGAAAAUUUGUGUUUGUAGAUCAGCGAGCCACAGCAAUUUUAGGAUAUUUACCCCAAGAACUAUUAGGAACUUCUUGUUAUGAAUAUUUCCACCAAGAUGACCACAAUCAUCUAACUGAAAAACACAAAACAGUGCUACAGAGCAAAGAAAAAAUAUUUACAAAUUUCUACAAAUUCAAAGCAAAAGAUGGUUCUUUUGUCACCUUAAAAAGUCAGUGGUUUGGUUUCAUCAACCCAUGGACCAAAGAACUGGAAUAUAUUGUGUCAAUCAAUACAGUUGUUUUAGGUCAUAACGAAUCGGGUGAAGAAAACCGACAGCCCUGCAGUUCCCUGUCUUCAGAAGAUACAACAAAACCACAAUUUCUUGGUGUACCAGGAAUGUCCACAGGUACUAUCCUUGGAGCUGGUAGCAUAGGAACCAAAAUUGCAAAUGAAGUCUUAGAUCUGCAAAGAUUACGUUCAUCUCCUCUUGGUGAGUUAAGCCCAUCCGAUCUUAUGAGGAAGUCUUCUCCUGUCCUAGCUGUAAACUGUGAUAAUGUGCCAAAUAAAGAACUUACAGAACUAAGUCCUCCAGGGAUAGAAGAUUUAGAAACUUCAGGGCAAAAUCAAGAUGUGAUUUCAUUCUCUAACAAUGAGCCUCUUCUCAGUGGCACUUCUCAAUUAGAUUUUGAAAAAGACACUCCCAUGGCUGCUCUUAUGAAUUAUUUGGAAGCUGAAGGAGGCCUCGCUGAUCCCACAGAGCUCAGUGACAUGCAGUGGACUCUUUAGUCUUAUACCAGUGAGAAGAUAGUCUUCAAUGCACAAAAAGUAAUCACUCAUCCUCAAGUACUGUAUUGGUGUAUUUUAAGGCUUUAAUUCCUAUUUACAAUAACAAUAUUUGCAGUAUUAAUAUUUUUGAAAGACUUUUGCCUUAUUUGUAAAAAAAUGGCUUUGGCUCCUACGCUGAAGAGAUGCAAUAUUUUUUAAAGACACAGAACCUCAAUUUUGCUAUUGAUGUGUACGUAGACUUUAAACAUGCUUUAAACAUGGACAAAUUUUUACUGAAAUCUUUUAAGGGACAUUAUUGUAAGCAAGAAGCAUAGAGAUUCUGUUCUGAAAUAUCUCUGCCAUUGAGAUAUUAUUUAUUUGUGGGUUUUGUUGAUUAGAUUUCUAAUGUAUUAAUGUUUCUUCAGGAAAAAUGCUGUGCUUGAGUAGACUUAGAUACUAUGUCAGUUCCCAUAAUAGCUGUAGUCUUUAUACCAUACUGUCUUUCUGUCUAUGAAACCUGUGAUCAAGGAACUGGUAUGGGAAGGUUGUUAAACUGAUCCAUCAUGCUUAUCAGAAAACAAUACUUUACAAAAUUGCUGCAGGAACAGUUGAAAAAACUAAUAAAUAAGGUAUCUAAUUUGCAGAGGAGUGAUAUAUUAUAGGGCUGUGCAGGGCUUUGAAGUACAAAUGUACCGGACUUGUCUGAACUCUUCAAAGCAGCCACAUCUUUAAAAACCCAGCUGCUCCAAAGAGUUGCAGACAGGGGCUACGUUCAUACUCCUGCAUGCUCUGAAAGAUCUUUUUGGAAUCCAGUCAGAAAUAAAGAAUAGCCCUGUUUUUAACCCAUGAAUGAAAUAGCCCUGUUUUAACCCAGCAAGUUAAAAGUUAAGAUUAAUAUGAAAAGAAGAUAUAAGUCACUGUGUGUGCUCUAUUAACUAUUCAUUACAGCAUGAUGAUCACGUUUUUAAGGGAAAAAAUUCAGAUGUUGACAUAGAACUUGGACCAUUGAGAUGUAGCACCAUGGGAU